AGCAAGUACGAAUUGAAGACAAGCUGCGCAAAGAUGGCGGAGGAUUUUCUUUGCGCGCCGGUAUCAAACGCAAAUAUGUCUGGGUCUGGAACGUAAAAAGUGUCAUGCUAUACAUCUGAAUCAUGCAAAAAUCUGUGUUGCAUGAGUACCAGGAGACGCCCACAUUCUACUAGGUUGAGAGGGAGUUUCUCAUGCGCAGGAUACUUAGUCAUGAUCGAGAUCUCACAGAGUGAUCUGUUAAGCUAGGUCCUGCCUUCCAGACCUCACGGGCCACGGACAACCUGCAUGACCAGUCUUGCACACUUGUUCCGGACCCAGACAUAUUUGCAGUGCAUAUCGGGGCGGCAGUAGCAGAAAGCUCUUCGUGUGCGGCCCACCGAAAGAUAUGGCCCGCUCAGAUGUUGCAAACUCAGGUCUUACAACACGAAUGGCAGUUUGUACUGCGUGUGAACUAAAAUCGAAACACGACAUUUCCUUUAUCUCGCAUUGCUGGUCUGAGGCAAUGUUCCCUCUCAUGCGAAUCGCUGACGAAAGAGGAAAGGCCCGGCCUUUCCUGCAGUACAAAGUAUCAAUAAGAUUGCAACACUUGAGAUUGCAAUGCCUGAGCGGACUAUAGGAGAUCUAUUUCCCGCGCACCCUCCGUUUCUUGGAGCAAGGAGUAGAGGCUCUUUUGGCGUUGGCGAGCUCCGGCGGCUGUCUACCCCCGACGUGGAGACCUACUACGUCGAUGGCCUAGGGGAUAGAAAAAACCACCACAGUUGUGCGACUACUUUCGCAUGGUGUAGCCGUUUUGCUAGUUAGAAGCUGCACUGUCAUCAUGCCAAAGCGUAAGGAAACAACCUCCGACAUCAUCGCUACACUGGAC
Molecule: messenger RNA, 865 nt
Organism: Amoebophrya sp. A120
Lineage: Eukaryota; Dinophyceae; Syndiniales; Amoebophryaceae
Source: the annotation of a GenBank genome assembly